UUAACACCACCGGGUAAAAUGUGUUAUAUUAGUAAACCUUGGGUUGUUCGCUUUUGGACAUGGGCUGAACCAGGUCCAAUAACAUCGGAAUUUCUCUGUGAACAUGGUUAUUUUCGACCAGAAUUAUGGAGUAUGCGUAAUUCACUGACUGUAUCCAUUCCGGAAAGUAUUUGGUCUAAUCUAUAUGAAAUAUUCGGUGGUCAUGAAAUUAUUCGUGAAUUAAUCCCGUGUGAUAAUUGUUCUGAUGUUAUUUCUAAACGACAGAAGUAUGAAUUAUCAGAAAUUAUGAGGGUUAGUUCAUCGAUCACUCCAUCGUCUACAUCUUAUGCUAUCAGUAAAAAAUGGUUAGAUAUGUGGCUACAAUUUGUCAAAGGACAAAUAUGGGCUCAAUCAUUCAAACACAUGUAUCGUAUAUCAUCAUCAUGUGUUAUAUUGUAUUGA
Messenger RNA from Schistosoma turkestanicum, 441 nucleotides. NCBI's taxonomy places the organism in Eukaryota, Metazoa, Platyhelminthes, Trematoda, Strigeidida, Schistosomatidae. The record is from the annotation of a GenBank genome assembly.